AGUAAGGGUUCGCGGCGGCCGGGUGUUGGCGGCCGUCAGGCCCCGGCUUUUCGGACCCGGGACCUGGGGACGGAGGAGGGGCCUGUGGGCCGCGCGCGUCCGGGCGUGACUGCAGAACGGGCGGCUCUCGCGGAGGUAAUGAGGAAAAUGUUAGAAGUCAAAGUGCCGAAGGGUGUGGUGAAAAGUGGGCUUCUUGCCUUUCCUUCAGCUUCCUUCAGACCACGCCGUCACCCUCAGAUACUCCGAACUUCCGGAUGCUGAGUUUGUGAAUAAGCCUACCGAGGCUCUCAUCUUGCAGAACUCUCAAGAUCUCUUGUCAAGAGAUUUGUAGUCAGAGCUUUAUGCUGCAUUUUUAUUCAGGAAAGAAGCAGGGAGAGAAGAGUGUUCUUUCCCAGGGAUCCGGCACUGGAGAAACGAGGAAGAUUCUUCCGAGGAUGGUCUCCCAUUCAGAGUUGGGGAAACUCUUCUGUUCCGCAGAUGCAGUGUGCUUUGAUGUUGACAGCACGGUCAUCAGAGAAGAAGGAAUCGAUGAGCUAGCCAAAUUCUGUGGUGUUGAGGCUGCCGUGUCAGAAAUGACACGGCGAGCCAUGGGUGGGGCAGUGCCUUUCAAGGCUGCCCUCACAGAGCGUUUAGCUCUGAUCCAGCCCUCUAGGGAACAGGUGCAAAGGCUUAUAGCUGAGCACCCCCCACACCUGACCCCGGGCAUAAGGGAGCUAGUAAGUCGCCUCCAAGAGCGAAAUGUUCAGGUUUUCCUAAUAUCUGGUGGCUUUAGGAGCAUCGUGGAGCAUGUUGCUUCAAAGCUCAAUAUCCCGUCGACCAAUGUUUUUGCCAAUAGGCUGAAGUUCUACUUUAAUGGUGAAUAUGCAGGUUUUGAUGAGAUGCAGCCAACUGCCGAAUCUGGUGGGAAAGGAAAAGUUAUUAAACUUUUAAAGGAAAAAUUUCAAUUUCAGAAAAUAGUCAUGAUUGGAGAUGGCAUCACAGACAUGGAAGCCUGCCCUCCUGCUGAUGUUUUCAUUGGAUUUGGAGGAAAUGUGAUCAGACAACAAGUAAAAGACAACGCAGAAUGGUACAUCACUGAUUUUGUAGAGCUUUUGGGAGAACUGGAAGAAUAAUAUCAAUUUUUAUACGGUUCAUAAUAACUUUAGGUAAAUUUUUAAGAGUUAUACAGUUUGAUACCAUUUGCUUACAAUUGCUUAUUACAACCUAAUGUAUAGGUUUGGUACUGAUUAUCUGUACUUCCAAGUAGACUACAUAAAAUUGCUCCUUUUUAACUGCAGUCCCAACAUUAUUAUGACCAUUAAUUACCUGGAGAGUUUUAUAAUCUGAAUUCUUUAUGUAUUUUCCUACCUGUAUUUUAUUUGAAACCUUUUAAAGGUGGAUAGUAAAUGAAACACCUUCCCUAUUGGAAAUACGGGGUAGGCAGCUUAUGUGAAUGUUGGUUUUCCCUUUGGUAGGUAAAUAAAAAUUUAUCAUGUAUCAGUA
This is a messenger RNA of Lutra lutra (Eurasian river otter), 1482 nucleotides long. RefSeq names its product phosphoserine phosphatase (gene PSPH). The transcript is spliced from 8 exons. Gene Ontology annotation, biological process: L-serine biosynthetic process; dephosphorylation. The coding region runs from base 342 to 1112 and encodes 256 amino acids. The record is from RefSeq and is a predicted model, not a curated record. Gene Ontology annotation, molecular function: magnesium ion binding; L-phosphoserine phosphatase activity. Gene Ontology annotation, cellular component: cytoplasm. Lineage: Eukaryota; Metazoa; Chordata; Mammalia; Carnivora; Mustelidae.